Molecule: messenger RNA, 1874 nt
Organism: Arabidopsis thaliana (thale cress)
Lineage: Eukaryota; Viridiplantae; Streptophyta; Magnoliopsida; Brassicales; Brassicaceae
Product: 2-oxoglutarate (2OG) and Fe(II)-dependent oxygenase superfamily protein
Exons: 5
Coding region: 333-1535 (400 amino acids)
Biological process (GO): negative regulation of defense response to insect; regulation of defense response to fungus; regulation of jasmonic acid mediated signaling pathway
Molecular function (GO): jasmonic acid hydrolase activity
Source: RefSeq, marked reviewed
UCUAUUCGACUUCCUCAUCGGUUACAAACUUACAAUUACGGAUUCCUACAUACGUUACGAUUUUCUUCAGUUACUUAUUACAAAGGAAGAUAAUUAAUAUUUUCGAUUCACGAGAAUAGUCUGAAACAUGUCGGUCCGAGUUUGAUUUUAUUUGUGUAUGAUAGUUAAUAUUCACAAUUCAUUUAUUUAUGUUAAUCCAAAUCUUGUUCCCUUUCUCUCUCUCUUUCUCUCCCUCUAACCAUAUAAACCAACUAUAUAUAACAGCACUUCACAACUUCUCAUGAACAAGUAGAAAAAAAAGAGCAAGACUAAUAAGCCAUAUAAGAGACAACAUGAACAACCUAGACGAGAUCAAGAUCGAGAGCAAGACCUGCCUCAACGAUCAAGAACAAGAAGUCAAAAUAGACAACAUGCACAUGAGCGACCAAGACAAGAACAAGAUCGAAAUCAAGAACAAGAGUGGCCUCGGCGAAAAGUGGCCAGAACCCAUCGUCCGAGUCCAAUCUCUAGCCGAGAGCAACCUCACUAGUCUCCCUGACCGUUACAUCAAGCCGCCGUCUCAACGCCCUCAAACCACCAUCAUCGACCACCAACCGGAAGUAGCUGACAUAAAUAUACCGAUCAUAGACCUAGACAGUCUAUUCUCUGGCAAUGAAGACGACAAGAAGAGGAUAUCCGAGGCAUGCCGUGAAUGGGGAUUCUUCCAGGUAAUCAACCAUGGCGUGAAGCCGGAGCUGAUGGACGCAGCUAGAGAAACUUGGAAGAGCUUCUUUAAUUUGCCUGUUGAAGCCAAAGAAGUUUACUCAAACUCCCCAAGAACCUAUGAAGGAUAUGGAAGCAGAUUGGGUGUGGAAAAAGGAGCCAUUCUUGAUUGGAAUGAUUAUUACUAUCUCCAUUUUCUUCCUCUUGCCUUGAAGGAUUUCAACAAAUGGCCUUCUUUACCUUCCAACAUUAGAGAAAUGAAUGAUGAGUACGGUAAGGAACUAGUGAAGCUAGGUGGGAGACUAAUGACGAUCUUAUCGUCAAAUUUGGGGCUAAGAGCAGAACAACUUCAAGAAGCAUUUGGUGGAGAAGACGUUGGUGCAUGUUUGAGGGUUAAUUAUUACCCAAAGUGCCCUCAACCGGAGCUUGCCCUCGGCCUCUCCCCUCAUUCUGAUCCCGGCGGCAUGACCAUCCUCUUGCCGGACGAUCAAGUCGUCGGCCUUCAGGUCCGUCACGGUGACACGUGGAUCACUGUCAAUCCUCUCCGCCACGCUUUUAUCGUCAAUAUCGGCGAUCAAAUUCAGAUACUAAGCAAUUCGAAAUACAAGAGCGUGGAACAUCGAGUGAUAGUGAAUUCGGAAAAAGAAAGGGUUUCACUAGCAUUCUUCUAUAACCCUAAGAGUGACAUUCCGAUCCAACCAAUGCAACAACUUGUCACCUCUACGAUGCCUCCCUUGUAUCCUCCCAUGACCUUUGAUCAAUAUAGACUCUUCAUUAGAACGCAAGGUCCACGUGGAAAAUCCCACGUUGAGUCUCAUAUAUCUCCUCGUUAAUUGAUAUCUACUUCAUAAAAUGUCUGAUAAAUAGAAUAAUUGAUACCGAAGCUAUGGAAGCUUAAAGAACUACCUAGAGAUUCCAAAAGAUUGGUGAAGAAUGAAGAUAUAUAUACAUAUAUAUUGAGAUCAAAGUGAAUCGACUAAAGACCGAGAACUAUCAAACAUUUGUUUAAGUUAAAUUACUUUGUAGUCACCCUUGUAGUGAAUUAUAUAUGUUUAUAAUUAGUUCUUUUAGGUUCUAUUGUAUUUCUAUUAUGCAAAAUCAAUAUCCGUGAUUUAUGUUGAAGCAUGUCUAUCAAUAAUUAUGCCUCCUCUAUCUCUAUGAUUAGUAACAUU